Molecule: messenger RNA, 1724 nt
Organism: Paramecium sonneborni
Lineage: Eukaryota; Ciliophora; Oligohymenophorea; Peniculida; Parameciidae
Source: the annotation of a GenBank genome assembly
AUGAAUAUGAAUAUAAACAGAUGUUAAGAUUGCGGAAAUAUCCAUCCAAGAUAACCUUGUGCAGCUUAACCAGUGAAAUUUAUCUGGUAUAAUAGUUAGUAUUCAAUAGGCCUUAUGAAGGUAAAGAAGUUUUAAUAUUUGGAUCAUGGAAUCUCUUCUAAGUUGGAACAAAAUUAAUUGGAAAAAAAUGUACUUUAAAUUUGGCAGUUGGAUAAUAUGAAUAUAAGUUCUUAGUAGAUAAUCAUUGGAGAUAUUUGUAGAAUGAGGAGAUUGUUCAUGACAAUCAUGGAUCACACAAUAAUAUAGUAAAAUUUAUAAUGAUUACAGAUUUAAGUGCUACCUAAGAGAGCAUAUUAGAUCUUUGAAUCGAAUGCCAAACCUUUGAUAAGGCUGUUUGAAAUGGCUGAUGAAGUAAUAGGAUCAUGGGAUAAUUGGAGUUAACCUAUAAAAUUGUAAAAGAGAUACAAUCAAUUUAAAUUAUGUGAUGAAUAUUAUACUUAUAUUGAUUUGCAAGAAGGACGUUAUGAAUUCAUAUUUAAAAGAGGAAAGGAAUACUUUCAUGAUAGUUGCUAACCAACUAUAUCAAAUGCAUUUGGAAAGAAAAAUAACAUCGUGGUUGUUUUAAUAAACAAAACAGAAACAUAAGAACUGGAUUUCAAUAAUAUUUAUUGGACAAAACAUGACUUAUUGUAUCAUACAUUCGAUCAUAUAUAUGGGCAUUCAAUGACAAGCAUUGGAAAUUAAUUUUAUAUAUUUGGUGGAGCUCCAAGUCGAAAUGAAAUUUAUAAAUUAUCAUUUGGAGAUCAUUAAUUAAAUUUAGAAGAAACAGAAGGAGAGAUGCCUAGACCUAGAGCUUAUCAUAAUGCAAUAGCAUAUGGAGAUAAGAUUUUAUUUUUUGGAGGUGUUGAUGAGCAUUCUAUAUUGAAUGAUCAUUUUGUUUAUGUGACUUCAGCUAAAACUUGGUACUUGGCAAAGACAGAUAAGAAAUGGACUGAGAGAGAAAGAGCUAGUUUAACUUUUUAUGCAUAGGAAGAAUUAGUAAUAUUAUUUGGUGGAUACUAUUUAUCACCAGAUCUUGAAGUUGAGUUGAUUUACAAUGAUGUUUAUUAUAUGAACAUUUAAAAUAUGCAAUGGGUGAAAUUGAAUAUAAAUAAUUAACCAUAGCCAAGAUAUGGUCAUACAGCAAUUUAAGUUAAUGAAAAGAUGUAUAUAUUUUGUGGAAAGAAUUAAGAUGAAUAUUUUAAUGAUAUUUGGAUGUUAAACUUUGAAACAGUUUAAUGGCAAUAAAUUUAAACUUUAGGAGUUGCUCCAGAACCUAGAUAUGGUCAUACUACUAAUUUGAUUAAAUCUAAAAUUUGUAUUUUUGGAGGUAGAAAUAGCAAAUCUAAUCGAUUAAAUGAUUUACAUUUAUUUGAUUUCACUACUAAUACAUGGAUUACUCCUACUUAGUAUGGUUAAAUGCCAUCUCCAAGAUAUUUUCAUGCUGCUGAUAUUUAUAAUGAAGAAUAAUUAUGGAUUUUGGGUGGUAAUAUUGGUCUAAAGUAAUUAUUAAUUAAUUUUUUAGACGUAAUGAACAUUUCUAUAUCAUGAACUUUGGAAAGUAGGAAGAAACAACAUAAGUAUAAUAAUAAAUACAACAAUAACAAUAAUAAUAAUAAUAAUAAUAACAAAAACAACAACUUAUUUGAUAAAUGCAACAAAUCCAAGAGCUUUUUAAAUAAAAC